AUCUAGAGUCGCUCUAUGAGAAUUGCUCACUUGCUUCCUUCCCAGAACAGAGACUCUCCCCUGAGCGAGUGCACACUGUGCAGAGUGCGCAUGCGUGGAGAUGUCGCGCAUGCGCACUGCACACCGGACAGGGACGCAAGUCUUGCAGUGACAGGCGGACGCUCCUCGUUCUGUGUCCAGCUGCUGGACAGGCGAAAGAUUUUGGUUUUUUGUUUUUUUAAAUACCGGAAAUCAAGCCUUUUGUGGCUGUCACGGUUUUACAGCUGGGGUUUGGUCCAGUAUGGCGGCAGACGGAUGGAAAUACUGAUGACAGUCCGAAAGAUCGCCUCGAUAUGUACGAUGGGCGCCAAUGCCUCAGCUUUGGAGAAGGAGAUUGGACCAGAACAGUUCCCUGUAAAUGAACACUACUUUGGUCUGGUUAAUUUUGGCAACACCUGCUACUGUAACUCAGUGCUGCAGGCUCUGUAUUUCUGUCGUCCGUUUCGGGAGAAAGUACUGGCCUACAAGGUGCAGCCACGGCGCAAAGAGAGUCUGCUCACCUGCCUGGCAGAUCUCUUCAACAGCAUCGCUACUCAGAAGAAGAAAGUGGGAGUCAUCCCUCCUAAGAAGUUCAUCUCACGCCUGAGGAAGGAAAACGAGUUGUUUGACAACUACAUGCAGCAAGAUGCUCACGAGUUCCUCAACUACCUGCUCAACACCAUCGCCGACCUGCUGCAGGAGGAGAAGAGCCAGGAGCGGCAGCAGAAUGGCAAGGUGGUACAAAAUGGAGGAGGAGGAGGAAGCGGAAGCGGGAGCAACACGGGAGAGGCAGAAUCAGCCGAGAAGAACCAACAGACGUGGGUGCAUGAGAUCUUCCAGGGCACACUGACCAAUGAGACACGCUGCCUCAACUGUGAAGCGGUAAGCAGUAAAGAUGAGGAUUUCUUGGAUCUCUCUGUGGAUGUGGAGCAGAACACAUCCAUCACACACUGUCUCAGGGGCUUCAGUAACACGGAGACGUUAUGCAGCGAAUACAAGUACUACUGUGAGCAGUGUCGGAGUAAGCAGGAGGCACAGAAACGGAUGCGUGUGAAGAAAUUACCCAUGAUCCUCGCCCUGCACCUAAAGCGCUUUAAGUAUAUGGACCAGCUGCAUCGCUACACCAAACUGUCCUAUCGUGUGGUCUUCCCUCUGGAGCUGAGGCUCUUCAAUACCUCCGGUGACGCCACCAACCCCGACCGUCUCUAUGACCUUGUGGCUGUUGUAGUGCACUGUGGGAGUGGUCCAAAUCGUGGUCAUUACAUCACUAUAGUGAAAAGUCACGGCUUCUGGUUGCUGUUUGAUGACGAUAUCGUAGAGAAAAUAGAUGCCCAAGCAAUAGAGGAGUUCUAUGGGCUGACGUCUGACAUUUCCAAAAACUCAGAGUCAGGCUACAUCCUCUUUUACCAGUCCAGAGACUGAGCCAAUGGCAGCGUGCGAAUGGGACCGCUUUGGCUUUAUGAAAGUCAGGCUGAGGCAGAAGGCGGGGUUUGGGCUACGUACGCCCCCACUUCAGACCCUCUCAGACGAGCCCCGAGUCAUCUAGGUGAGCCUUUGCUCUGGAGCAGCCAGCAAACAGAAGGCAGGAGCAGUUGAUUCCAGAGUGAUGUGAGUGGCGCAGUCAUCUCCAUACAGGCGUAAUGGAAGUUUGGAGGUUUUCAGUCAUCAGUCAUCCCACAGACACACACUCUCCAUCAGUCAGCACAGAAAAAAAAUAACUCUUGAUGGCUUAUGGAAAACGUUACGGUUUUAUGUGAAACCAGUGACGUGGAGUUCUGGUGUUUUGCCAUUCAUUUCUGCAUGACACUUUGCUUUAUGCUUUGUCAUGGAGGUGUGUACUGUAAAAGCUAAUGCUCUUUUGGCACAGAGAACAUGAUAAACGUAAUCACCUGUAAACAUCUUGAAACGGUCAGAGACACUCUCUUUCACUAGACCUUCAUUCGCUGUGAAAACACACCACACUGUUUGCCCACUAGGUAUCCG
This is a messenger RNA of Hemibagrus wyckioides, 2001 nucleotides long. It is a transcript of the gene usp12b, whose product is annotated as ubiquitin specific peptidase 12b. Gene Ontology annotation, molecular function: cysteine-type endopeptidase activity; cysteine-type deubiquitinase activity. Gene Ontology annotation, biological process: protein deubiquitination. Lineage: Eukaryota; Metazoa; Chordata; Actinopteri; Siluriformes; Bagridae. The record is from RefSeq and is a predicted model, not a curated record. Gene Ontology annotation, cellular component: nucleus; cytosol.